AUGGGAGGACGGAAAACAGAACUUGCUCCUUCUAGUUCUGGAGGUGCAAUCAAGGACCCCCCACCCACAAGAACAACUGGAAUCGGAUCUGCAGACGUUUUCAUCCUAUCGAUAACAGCUUCCAGCAUCUUUUUAAGCUCAGAGGAAAACUUCUGUUUAACAUCCUUCGAAAACUUUCCUUUCACCUUGCUGAAAUCACCCACACCGAACAACUCCUUAUCUUUAAUUGAAUCAUCUUCCAUUCCUAUUGCACAAGUGACAUCUGUUGCCGUGACAGUUUUCCCUCCAAACACAAGACCUUCGGUUAAAAUUUUUGCGCCGGUGGAUUCAGGUCCUAUUGUCACGUCAUUGCCUAUUCUGACAACAGAUCCCCCACCAAGACCAAUGGAUUCCACAUGGGGCAUGGAAAAGUUUGUCCUGACACCAGCAAUAAAAGAAUACGCAGAGGAUUGCCGGGGAAACCCAGAUGGAAGCAGUAAACCAACGUCAGUUGUAGUUCCCCCAAUAUCUGCAACAAUAACAGGCUUUCCAUGA
Ogataea philodendri is the source of this 534-nucleotide messenger RNA. RefSeq lists its product as uncharacterized. Lineage: Eukaryota; Fungi; Ascomycota; Pichiomycetes; Pichiales; Pichiaceae. The record is from RefSeq and is a predicted model, not a curated record. The transcript has 2 exons. The coding region runs from base 1 to 534 and encodes 177 amino acids.